Messenger RNA from Olea europaea var. sylvestris, 1400 nucleotides. RefSeq names its product adenylyl-sulfate kinase 3-like. Gene Ontology annotation, biological process: sulfate assimilation. The coding region runs from base 186 to 1223 and encodes 345 amino acids. Lineage: Eukaryota; Viridiplantae; Streptophyta; Magnoliopsida; Lamiales; Oleaceae. The record is from RefSeq and is a predicted model, not a curated record. The transcript has 8 exons. Gene Ontology annotation, molecular function: ATP binding; adenylylsulfate kinase activity.
UUCUUUUUUUUUAACAAGGUGUCCGGACUUGCGUCCGACUAGAUCCUUGUCCCUGAACUUCCGGCCCCUCAGCAGCUCAGGGAGGUAAAUCGCAGGAUGUGCCCUUAUUGGCUCCCAGGUUCCCACAACUCAUUUGGACUCCUUCCGCAAAGAGAGCUCUCCUCACUGGGCGUUUGUUCACACCAAUGGCUUCCUCUCCAUAUGGCUCCCAUUAUCUUUCUUUCUUUGCAUGCAAGCCAGGUGGGGAGAGUGGGAUCCCAAGUGUCUCGCACUACUUCAAUCUGCCAGUUGUUAGAUUAACACCACUUGGGAUUCCAAGUCUACAAUUGAAUUUGUGUACACCGGCGGAUUUUUAUUUUUCUCAACCAUUAUAUGGCGAAUCAAGGCAAUUAAAGCUUUCGCAAGGAGGAAGAAAUUUGGGGAUUUGCGGUAUUGUGGGAAAAAGGAGCAUUUUGGUGCCAAUCAAGGCAAUGGAGUCUUCCAAAACGACGUCGCCCAUCAAUGGGAAUGCAGGCAGUUUCCGGCAAUCCGGAUGCAAUUCCGGCUAUGAUGUGCUUAGAAAUGAAUGUGAUGAUUUUUCCGAUAAAAGUAUGGCCCAGAUGUCUACAAUUGGAAAUUCGACGAAUAUUGUUUGGCACAAAUGUAUUGUGGAGAAGAGUGACAGACAACAGCUGCUUGGGCAAAAGGGUUGUGCCAUUUGGAUUACUGGCCUCAGCGGUUCAGGAAAAAGUACUUUGGCAUGUGCUUUAAGUCAUGGCUUACAUGCUAGAGGAAAGCUCACCUACAUACUUGAUGGUGAUAAUGUUCGCCACGGUCUAAACAGUGACCUUGGUUUUAAAGCUGAAGAUCGAGCGGGGAAUAUAAGAAGGAUUGGAGAGGUGGCAAAGUUAUUUUCAGAUGCUGGAGUUAUUUGUAUUGCAAGUUUGAUAUCGCCUUACAUUAAGGACCGUGAUGCCUGUCAUUUGUUACUUCCAGAAGGAGAUUUUAUGCAGGUAUUUAUGGAUGUUCCUCUUCGAGUCUGCGAGACGAGGGAUCCAAAGGGAUUAUACAAGCUUGCACGAGCUGGAAAAAUCAAAGGUUUUACAGGCGUUGAUGAUCUAUAUGAGUCACCAUUAAAUUCUGAGAUAGUAUUGCAUCAACAUGGAGGCAUGUCUGAUUCUCCAACAAAUUUGGCUGAAAUAGUGAUUUCGUACUUGGAAACAAAAGGGUACCUGGAGGCUUAAUUUGCAAAUGCUUUUGUGCUUUUGUGUAAUUGUAUUAAUAGCGUGUUUAACAUUGAUUUUUUAGUUAAAAAAAAUUGAUAAAAGUUGGCGAUUUCAUAAAAUGUGAUUAAAAAGUGGAUAAAAGCGUAUACAGAAGUUUUUCUUUUAAGUGAUCUAGAAGCAUUUCUUGAUUCUGCU